This is a messenger RNA of Triticum urartu, 1431 nucleotides long. NCBI's taxonomy places the organism in Eukaryota, Viridiplantae, Streptophyta, Magnoliopsida, Poales, Poaceae. The record is from RefSeq and is a predicted model, not a curated record.
UUUUUCAUUAGGGAUUAGAAUCCGGAACAGAAUGAGGAUAAUGUAUUGGCAAGAAUGUUAGACCAUAAAGAAGCUAUCAUAUCUCAUUUAAGUUGGGCUAGCCUCUUUCUAGGAUUCCAUACCUUGGGCCUUUAUGUUCAUAACGACGUCAUGCUUGCUUUUGGUACUCCAGAAAAGCAAAUCUUGAUCGAACCUAUAUUUGCCCAAUGGAUACAAUCUGCUCAUGGCAAGACGACAUAUGGGUUCGAUAUACUCUUAUCUUCAACGAAUGGCCCCGCUUUCAAUGCGGGUCGAAGCCUAUGGUUGCCCAGAUGGUUGAAUGCUGUUAAUGAGAAUAGUAAUUCGCUUUUCUUAACAAUAGGACCUGGGGAUUUCUUGGUUCAUCAUGCUAUUGCUCUAGGUUUGCAUACAACUACAUUGAUUUUAGUAAAGGGCACUUUAGAUGCACGCGAUUCCAAAUUAAUGCCAGAUAAAAAGGAUUUUGGAUAUAGUUUUCCUUGUGACGGCCCAGGGCGCGGCGGUACUUGUGAUAUUUCUGCUUGGCACGCAUUUUAUUUGGCAGUUUUCUGGAUGUUAAAUACCAUUGGGUGGGUUACUUUUUAUUGGCAUUGGAAACAUAUCACAUUAUGGCAGGGCAACGUUUCACAAUUUAAUGAAUCCUCCACUUAUUUGAUGGGAUGGUUAAGAGAUUACCUAUGGUUAAACUCUUCACAACUUAUCAAUGGAUAUAAUCCUUUUGGGAUGAAUAGUUUAUCGGUAUGGGCGUGGAUGUUCUUAUUUGGACAUCUUGUUUGGGCUACUGGAUUUAUGUUCUUAAUUUCCUGGCGGGGGUAUUGGCAGGAAUUAAUUGAGACUUUAGCAUGGGCUCAUGAACGCACACCUUUAGCUAAUUUAAUUCGCUGGAGAGAUAAGCCCGUGGCUCUUUCCAUUGUGCAAGCAAGAUUGGUUGGAUUAGCUCACUUUUCCGUGGGUUAUAUAUUCACUUAUGCAGCUUUCUUGAUUGCCUCAACAUCAGGCAAGUUUGGUUAAUUUAGUUUGUUUUUUUGUACUGUAUCAGCACCUAGUUCAUUACUCUUGAUAGAGAGGGAGGAUCUGCCUUUUUAGAUUUCUUUUUCUAUUUAUUUUUCCAUCUAGGAUUAGAACCAUAUACUUGGUAAUAAUAGCAACGACACAUUAUGGCAAAAAAAAGGUUUGAUUCAGAGGGAGAAGAAGCGGCAGAAAUUAGAACAAAAAUAUCAUUUGAUUUGUCAAUCUUUAAAAAAGAUAAGAAGCAAAGUUUCUCCCUUGAGUUUGAGUGAAAAAACGAAGAUGCGAGAAAAAUUGCAAUCCCUACCGCAUAAUAGUGCACCUACACGCCUUCAUCGACGUUGUUUUUUGACCGGAAGACCUAGAGCUAACUAUCGACAUUUUGGGCUAUCCGGACACGUACUU